Salmo salar (Atlantic salmon) is the source of this 1936-nucleotide messenger RNA. RefSeq names its product polycomb protein eed. Gene Ontology annotation, molecular function: protein binding. Lineage: Eukaryota; Metazoa; Chordata; Actinopteri; Salmoniformes; Salmonidae. The record is from RefSeq and is a predicted model, not a curated record.
AAUGCAGUUUUUGUGAACUAGAAACUGAAUCUAUUGAACACUUAUUCAGCGGAGUCAAUCACCACCUUCCGGAGACACCUUUUGGGACUUUUAUUGUGAAGACCAAAGGAAAUAAAAGACCCGGAAGUUAUUCUCCACCGUCGCGCUAUGAUUGAAUCUGAGAAGAACGGAAGAUGAGGAGGGAGAACAUGUCCGAGACCCCUACCGAAGCGGGAAAGGAGAUGCCGACAAAAAAGCAGAAGCUGAGCAGUGAUGAAAACAGUAAUCCCGAUCUCUCUGCAGACGAGAAUGAUGAUGCUGUCAGCGUUGAGAGUGGGACCAAUGUGGAGCGCCCAGACACACCCACCAACACAGCCAACGCUCCAGGCAGGAAGAGCUGGGGCAAGGGCAAGUGGAAAUCAAAGAAGUGCAAAUACUCCUUCAAGUGUGUCAACAGCCUCAGAGAGGACCAUGGCCAGCCAUUAUUUGGGGUCCAGUUCAACUGGCACAGUAAAGAAGGGGACCCGCUGGUGUUUGCUACUGUUGGGAGCAACAGAGUAACACUGUACGAGUGCCAUUCCCAAGGAGAGAUCCGACUCCUGCAGUCAUACGUGGAUGCCGAUGCAGAUGAGAACUUCUACACCUGCGCCUGGACCUUUGACACCAGUACAAGCCAUCCCCUCCUGGCCGUGGCCGGGUCGCGGGGCAUCAUUCGGGUGAUCAACCACAUCACCAUGCAGUGUAUCAAGCACUAUGUGGGUCACGGGAACGCCAUCAACGAGCUCAAGUUUCACCCCAGAGACCCCAACCUCCUGCUAUCCGUCAGUAAAGACCACGCCCUUCGUCUGUGGAACAUCCAAACAGACACACUGGUGGCCAUCUUUGGAGGUGUAGAAGGCCAUAGAGAUGAAGUCCUCAGCGCAGACUUUGACCUGCUAGGUGAGAAGAUCAUGUCGUGUGGAAUGGACCACUCUCUGAAGCUCUGGACGAUCAACUCAGAGAGGAUGCAGAAAGCCAUUCACGGGUCCUAUGAAUACAACCCUUCCAAGACAAACAGGCCAUGGGUCUCUCAGAAGAUCCACUUCCCUGACUUCUCUACCAGAGACAUCCACAGGAACUAUGUGGACUGUGUACGCUGGCUGGGAGAUCUGAUUUUAUCCAAGUCGUGUGAGAACGCUAUCGUUUGUUGGAAACCAGGGAAGAUGGAGGACGAUAUUGACCGCAUCAAACCAAACGAGUCCAACGUGACAAUCCUGGGUCGCUUCGACUACAGCCAAUGUGACAUCUGGUACAUGCGUUUCUCCAUGGACUUCUGGCAGAAGAUGUUGGCUCUGGGAAACCAAGUGGGGAAACUGUACGUGUGGGACCUUGAGGUAGAGGACCCCCACAAAGCAAAGUGCACCAUCCUCACCCUCCCAAGAUGCACCUCUGCCAUCAGACAGACCAGCUUCAGCCGUGACAGCAGUAUCCUGAUCGCAGUCUGUGACGACGCCUCUAUCUGGCGCUGGGACCGCCUGCGAUGAAGACGACAUUGGCAACGAGCAGCCAAUUCUAUUAUGACAGACCAGUCACUUUGCUGUCAGGAACCAGAAACAUUUUCCAGGUACACAUUUUCUGUGUAUAGUCUGCAUCAGAUUUGUCCCAUGGAGGUGUUGUUUAACAUCUCAGGAACCACUCCCAACAUGACAACGGUGCUAUAGGUCUGCACUGAAACAUUUGUAUCUGGAACCCACCAAUUAUUUUCCUUUUGUUUCCCAUCUCCGGGUUACACUUAUACCAGCCCAUCCUUAUUAAAUCCAUGAGGGGGGUGAAAAGGUGAGCAAUUUGGGGAGAAGGGUGGAGAAUCAAAACUACAACCCUGGAGCUCUUCAAGCUUUCUCCUCCCUUCUUGCUAUUUAGUUCCCCUUUGCUUACUGUUCACUUUUUAAUGGGCUUUAAUAAAUGCUAUUUUUCUAAA